Messenger RNA from Ylistrum balloti, 3583 nucleotides. Its product is annotated as sodium-dependent multivitamin transporter-like. The transcript has 16 exons. Gene Ontology annotation, biological process: transmembrane transport; sodium ion transport. Gene Ontology annotation, molecular function: symporter activity. The coding region runs from base 1 to 1815 and encodes 604 amino acids. Gene Ontology annotation, cellular component: membrane. NCBI's taxonomy places the organism in Eukaryota, Metazoa, Mollusca, Bivalvia, Pectinida, Pectinidae. The record is from RefSeq and is a predicted model, not a curated record.
AUGUCGUCUGCUCCAGCCGAAUCCCCAGGGUUCGUGGUGGUGGAUUAUGUACUGUUUGCUUGUGUUAUCGCUAUUUCUAUUGGAAUCGGCAUAUUCCAUGCCUGUGCAGGAGGAAAACAGAAAACCAGUCUGGAGUAUCAUUUGGGGAAUCGGAAAAUACAGACAUUCCCUCUCAUCCUUUCGAUGCUGGUCACCACGCAGUCGUCCAUCUUGAUGCUCGGUAUCCCCGCCGAGACCUAUCUUUAUGGUGGUGUUUUAUUAUUUUCGUCAUUUGGAUUUUUCCUAUCAUAUUUGAUCGGGGCUAGGAUUGUGGUUCCAAUGCUUUAUCCUUUAAAGCUAACGACAGUAAACGAGUAUUAUCAGCGGCGAUACAAUGGAAAGGCUGUGAGGCUAUUUAUAGCGACGUGUAUGAUACUUCUGAAUGGAAUUUACACGGGUGUAGUUGUUAUGGGACAGGCGGUUGCCAUGGAAGGCGUCACCCGUAUCCCCAAGUGGGUCUCCAUACUAGCUGUAUCAUCGGCUGCUGUUUUGUAUACGUCUAUAGGAGGUAUCAAGGCAGUUAUUUGGACUGACGUGUUCCAGUGCACCAUCAUGUUAUUCGGAAUAUUAUCGGUCAUCAUCAAGGGUACAAUAGACGCAGGAGGGUCGGCCUAUGUCUGGGAGGUCAAUACGGCUACAGACAGACUGGAUAUCUUCAACUUUGACCCUGAUCCGUUAGUCCAGUACACCAUUUGGAGUCUCGUCAUUGGUGGAACAUUUAAACUUUUUUUCGUGGUUGUCAAACAGAGUGCUAUCCAGCGUAUGAGUUCAUGCCAGACGCAGCGAGAGGCAACGAAUGUGUACCUGUUAUCUGGUCCCGCCUUCUUGUUGACCAUGAGUCUCGCCUGUGGGGAAGGAUUGGUGGCAUAUGCCUACUUCACGUCAAAAGGAUGUGACCCACUCAAGUCUAAAAUUGUACCUAACCCAAAUCAAUUAUUACCUUACAUGGUCGUCAACAUAUUUCAGAACUUCCCAGGGAUGUCCGGGAUGUUCCUUGCGGCUGUCGUGUCAGCAUCAUUAAGUUCCGUCUCAUCCAGUUUGGCCAGUAUGUCAUCAAUCACACACGAGGACUUCAUCAAACCACACUUCCCAAGACUUUCGGAUACCACCGUCACCCUUCUGUCAAAAUUUUCAGUGGUUAUAUACGGAAUUGUGGGUAUAAGCAUUUCUUUCAUGGUGGCAGAAUUUCCUGGAUCCGUUUUCAAGGUAGCUUCCAGUAUGCUCUCCGUGUUUGGGGUUCCAGUUGUUGGAGUUUUUCUCUACUCGAUAUUCUUUCCUUCUGCUACGCAAAUUGGCGCAAUUAUUGGGGGAGUGUUGAGCACGUGUUUGGUAUUUUGGAUCAAUUUGGGCAGUGCCUUCAACAAAAAAUUCCACCCUACCCUCCAGCCAGCCCCUAUUGACCAGUGCUGGAAUAGUACACUAGUCAAUGUAACGACAUCGGAAAUUAGUUCUGUCUUCAAAAUAGAUGAAAGACCGGAGGGGCUAGACGCUUUGUAUUCCCUUUCUAAUUACUGGUUUGAUGCUGUAGGACUCUGCUGUUUGCUACCAGUAGCGAUUUUAGUGAGUUGUGUUGUAGGUCGGCCGAAGUUUGAACACUUGGACAGUCGUUACCUGUUUAGUUUUGGAGAGAGAGUAUGUCCUUGUUUACCACAGUCUGUUAGAGAUGUCGUCUGUUGCGGGAAUAGAACAGAAAAUAAGAAACGAGAAGAGGACAAUGCUGAAUCUGAAAAGAUGUCGGAUUACAAAGACAGAGUUUCCGAGAGUACACAAUUGUGAUGAAAGUAAAGAACUAGUGCGCUUCUUUGUCAAAACUGCUGAUGAUCAACGACUUUCUCAUUGCGAACGGAAACACUUUGUUUUCACACACAUUAACCACCUACACCGAUUUUCUAUAUAACAAAAGGUUCCUAGAAACUUAAACUUAAAAAUCGUUUACAUGCAUGUCCGUAAGUAUUACUCAACUGAGUCGGAUUUUCUACACAAGAAACUGUAUCUUUUGUAAUAUAUAACUAGUUCAGGUACUGAACCUGUCAGAUGAAAUUAGGUUUUCCGGUUAGUGAAAUCAUCAAAAGAAUUAAGGUGUUAAAUACCCAGAAGUCUUAAUGUCAUUUUGUCCAAGUGUUAUGCCAUUGUCAACCAAUACUUCUCGCUUUGCUAUACUAACAAACAUGUUUAAAUAGAAAAUCAUUAUCACACAAGGAUGUCACUAUGUAAACUAAAUGAAUUCAGCUGAACUGAAUUACAUAUCAACACCGAUGUGACAUCAAUGUUAACAUACAAUGCGAGAGUCCUGCCUGACUUUCGUUUAGACUAGAUGUUAUCAGAAUUAAGUAAAAGUUAGAACUGAUAUUACACGGAAGUUAGAUGACAUUUACCACGCAACCCGAUUUGAAACUGUGGCGAUUGUCAGUAUAUCUAUGUAUCAACUAAAAUGACGCUCGGUGGCGUCCAGCUGAAAUAUUCCUACCUCGAAUUCGUUAGUAAAACAGUGGAAAUUACCCCUGGAUUCGGUAGUUCAUGUUUUUCCCGUAAUGCCCUUAAUACUCACGUUGCCUUCAAGAAUCCAAAAUCAGUUUAAAGAAAUGUUAAAUAAAGUAAUUGUGAGCUACGAAGAUGAGAUGCAGGAAGUUGUAGACUUUGUUCUGCUGCAGGCACUGUUUUUAGGUAUCUCUCGACCAUACCAAAUUGCAGACUUAAAUAAGAUCUUUACACAUGUGAUGUAGGAUGAUCUCCUGACAUUUUUAUAAUUGUACAGAAAUAGAAAAAAAUUAUACCAGUGAUCGGGAAGAUGUAAUUGAAACUGUAGAAAUAGGAAUAUUUGUAUUAAGAGUCUGUAUGUAUUUCAACAGGAAUAAAUAUGAUUAUGACAUUUCAAAGAACAUAGAGAUUUUCGAAUGAAAAUAAUUAAGGACAAACAACACUAUUCACAACAAACAGUUUUAUUUGGGAAUGUUUUGAUUUUAUCAAAAAAAAAAAGAACAAAAAAGUACUACACAUACUAAACCGAGUUCACUACCACAGUAUUCACAAUCAAGCAUAUUAUGUAAAAGCAACUGGGGAAAACAUAUAUCGACUUAUGGCGCAUACUGGAUCAACACAAGUCUGUGUUCUUACAUGUCGAAUGACCUAUUUUUCUUCUUUACAAAUAAAUGCUUAAACUUGGAACAAGAAUAUGUCGAGCAACAUCAUAUUCACAAACCACGAUACGGGUUUCAAUGUAUCAGUAGAAAUAAAAUAACACUAAAUGUGUAUGCCAUUAUAUUUACCAUCUCGCCGAUCUUCAAAUCAGUCAUUAUAAAAACAUCACCAUUCUUUGAUAAUACAAAUGUUAACUAUAAACUGUAUACAAUAUCACCCCCAUUAGGUUGAUACGGUGUAUUAUAUCAUCCUAUAUCAUAGUCGAUCAUAUCAUCACUAUGAAGAUAAAAAGUGUGUAAUAUCACCCUCAUGAGGAUAGUACAAUAUUAUAUCAUACUUUAGAAUAGUGUUUCAUAUCACAACUAUGUAAAAUUUUGAGUACAUUAUUGUCUCCCAUGAAAAUAAU